Molecule: messenger RNA, 891 nt
Organism: Anopheles cruzii
Lineage: Eukaryota; Metazoa; Arthropoda; Insecta; Diptera; Culicidae
Product: 3-oxoacyl-[acyl-carrier-protein] reductase FabG-like
Exons: 2
Coding region: 1-771 (256 amino acids)
Source: RefSeq, a predicted model, not a curated record
AUGGAUUUUACGGGAAAAGUGGUUCUCAUCACUGGAGCAUCGUCGGGUAUUGGUGAAGGAACCGCGAUCUAUUUUGCCAAAUUCGGUGCUUCGCUCGCUUUAACGGGACGGAACGAGGCGAACCUAAAGAAGGUAGGCGAAGCCUGUGAAGCCCUAUCGAAGAGCGCCCCGCUGUUGCUCGUUGCCGACGUUACGAAGGAGCAAGACAACCAGCGGGUUCUCGACCAGAUCGUGGCCAAGUACGGGAAACUGGACGUUCUGGUCAACAAUGCCGGCAUUAUCGGGAGCGGAUCGAUCGAAAGCACGAGCAUGCAGCAAUACGACGAACUGAUGAACACCAACGUACGUGCUGUGUACCACUUGACCAUGCUGGCCACCCCGCUGCUGGUGAAGACGAAGGGAAACAUUGUGAACUUAUCGAGUGUGGCCGGUAACCGUUCGUUCCCGGGAAUACUGGCGUACAGCUUGUCGAAGGCAGCGAUCGAUCAGUUCACUCGCUGUACCGCCCUGGAACUGGCCCCGAAACAGGUGCGCGUGAACGCCGUCAACCCAGGUGUGAUCGUCACCGACAUUCACAAACGCGGCGGAAUGGAUGAGGAAGCAUAUGCGGCGUUCCUUAAGAAAUGCGAACAAACGCACGCCCUUGGGCGGCCAGGGGUCCCUGAAGAAGUCGCAGCAACGAUUGCCUUUCUCGCGUCGGAUGGCGCCAGUUUCAUUACGGGCGUCACCCUGAACGUAGACGGUGGCAGACACGCGAUGUGUCCGCGGUAGGGGUGUUUCGGAUGUAUCGACGAUCAGCAUCGCUUACAACAUUGUGUCAAGCAAAAGGAGGAUAUUUUUAUUUUAAUUCGUACGGCAGAGCGAAAUAAAACAGUUCACCGCACAGGAGGA